Melospiza melodia melodia is the source of this 8227-nucleotide messenger RNA. It is a transcript of the gene NALF2, whose product is annotated as NALCN channel auxiliary factor 2. Gene Ontology annotation, biological process: calcium ion import across plasma membrane. Lineage: Eukaryota; Metazoa; Chordata; Aves; Passeriformes; Passerellidae. The record is from RefSeq and is a predicted model, not a curated record. Gene Ontology annotation, cellular component: plasma membrane. The coding region runs from base 1 to 1359 and encodes 452 amino acids. Gene Ontology annotation, molecular function: stretch-activated, monoatomic cation-selective, calcium channel activity. The transcript is spliced from 3 exons.
AUGAUCCGCGGCGCCUGGAUGUCCCCCCGCGGGGGCGCCGCCGGCGGGGCCGUGUGCUGCGCGCCGCGCCGCAGCGACAAGCCGGUGGCCGACCCCGAGCGGGCGCAGAAAUGGCGCCUGUCGCUCGCCUCGCUCCUCUUUUUCACCGUGCUCCUCUCCGACCAUCUGUGGCUCUGCGCCGGGGCCAAGCUGCGGGCGCGGGAGCGGCCGCGGGGCCGCGGGCCGCGGGCGCUGCUGGCGGCCGAGCCGGCGGGCGGCGGCGGCGGCGGCAGCUGCGAGGCCCUGCUGGGCAACCUGAGCCGCGGCCCCGGCGGGCCCUGCCCCGCCGCCCGCGGGGACCUGGACUCGGCGUGCGCCCGGCUGCUCGCCCCGCAGCGCCCGCGGGCCCCCGGCGCGCCCCUGCGCUCGCCCCCCGCUGCCGCCGCCGCCGCCGCCGCCGCCGCGCCCUUCUUCGCCUCGCCCUCCUCCAAAAGGACCUUCCUGCAGGCUUACUUCAGGAACUUCAACCUCUCCUUUUGUGAUACUUACACGAUCUGGGACCUGCUGCGGGAGAUGGCCGGCCCCGACGGCCUGGACUGCAGCCUGGACAACCUGAUGGUGGACCUGGUGGUGGCGGCGGCCGGGGCGCUGGACGGGGAGGCCUGUAGCAGCUGCGUCCAGGCGUACCAGCGGCUGGACCAACACGCUCAGGAAAAAUACGAGGAGUUCGACCUCUUGCUGGAGAAGUACUUGCAAUCGGAAGAGUACUCGGUCAGAUCCUGCCUGACGGACUGCAAGGCUGUCUACAAGGCGUGGCUGUGCUCCGAGUACUUCAACGUGACCCAGCAGCAGUGCCGGCAGCGGAUCCCAUGCAAGCAAUACUGCCUGGAGGUGCAGACCAGGUGCCCCUUCGUGUUACCGGACAAUGAUGAGCUGAUCUAUGGAGGUUUGCCUGGCUUCAUCUGUACGGGGCUGCUGGAGAACCAGCUGCCCGACGAGGAGGCCAAGUGCUGCGAGGUGCAAUGGGACUCCUGCGAGCACCCCUCAGACAGCAACGAGGACACAUCCCCCAAAUCCACGGCGUCAGAGUCGCUCCAUUUCCACCGCCACGACCCCCACCUCCAUCACCAGAGGCAGAACCACUACCACCUCUACCACCACCACCACCACCAGUACCACCAGUACCACCAGCCUCGCUCCCCGUCCUUGCUGCCGGUCUCUGCGGGGUCUCGCCUCGGCAGCAGCAGGAUCAGACUGUGCGUGCUGGUCCUGAUGCUCCUCCACACCAUGGUGUCCUUCUCGAGCGUGCACGGCGGCGCCGGGGGGCUCGGCCUGGAGGCCCCGCCCGCCCUGGAGGAGAGCGUGGCCCGGGACGAGUGACACAGAGGGCAGAGCCGACCUCCAAGGAGAACGCCAGAUCUUUUCCCAUAAGGGGGGCACAUGCUAUUCCUCCAAUGGGAGGCACGGGGUUGGGGGUGGCACUCGCGCACCCCCGCACAUCCCCCAAGAGCUGCUCGCGCGGGGCAUCCCCGUGGUGAAGAGUCUCUAACGCGCACAGGGCUGCGGGACCCGGCGCCAGAAGGGUUCGGGCAGGGCCAGCAUUCCCGGCCCCGCAGGCGCCGGGAGGGCAGGAACGGCACGGAGGCGGGGGGACCGAGGGGAGGGGUCCCUGGGAAUCGAAGGGUGUCCCCAUGGGACUGCCGGGUGUCCCCCGGCCGCUGCCGCGAGUGCCUUGAGUGCCCGCGCCUCCCCCGCCCGCGCCGUGCCGAGGUUGGACGGUCAGCCCAGCCCUGGUUCCUUUUCUCCUGGGUGUGAAUGCCGAGGGAGCAGGCGGAGGGGCAGCACCUCCCGGCACAGCCUGGCCCACUCCUGUCCCAGGGAAAAGCCGCUGGGGCUCGGGGCAGAGCCGCCCUGGUGGGGCGCAGUGUCCUCAGCGCGCCGCUGCCUCGCUGGUGGCGUUUGGGGACAGGAGUGGGACGCUGUGACACUGCACUGUGGUACCACUCGGGGUUGGUCUCACUGCAUCCCAGCCUGCUCCUCCAGCCUGGCCUUUCCUGCUGCUCUAUGCGAGGAGGAGGAGAGGGAGGAGGCGUGGAGCAGGAGGGAUGUCCCCAGCAUUCCCACAUCCCACUUUGCAAAGUGUCCUGAUGAUUUGGUGUAACCUUUUUUGUUGUCCUCCCCGGCUGGUGGGACUGGUCGCAGUGAGGAGUUGGGAGAUGUGACUCCAGCAGCGCACAGGCUGUGAGGGAGAGGAUCCCACGUGGCAGCAGUUGGAUGCAGGGAAUCCCAAAGGCAUCCUUCCAUGCUUCCCAGCUACAAAUCAUUGACUGGAUGGCAGGAGGACUGGGCAAACGGGCUGGAGAAAUCUGGCUUGGAGGGAGAGUCUCCCACACAAAGAGGCACUAAUAAGGCCCAGCUAGGGAGGAGCAUUUUUGUGAAUAGUUUCAAUCCAUGGAUGCCCCCAGAUCCGGAAAUUUCUGGGAGCCCAGCUGGACUUGGCUGGGCAAGGUGCUGGCUGGUGUAGCCUCAUUUGGCUCACUUGGGGUGAAUUUUUAACCUGAGCUCAGCUUAUCCAGGGAUUCAGCCCCAAACAAACAUCAGAUCCCUAGGAUCCGAUCCCCAGGUCAUUUCCUAGGAAACUCCCAAUUCUCCACCCAGCCACCAGAACUGUUCCCGGCAUGGACACUGAGGUGGUGCCUCCAGGCCGGGCACCAGGGGCUGUAAUUUGUCCUGGGUGUGGGCAGGGAAGGAAGAGAGGGUGACGAGCUGGGUGUGAGCCCACUCCCUGCUCCCAGAGGGGCUGGGAUGGUCCCUCUGUUUCCAGGCUGGCUCUUGACAGCAACCUACAGCAGAGCCCAGCGUGGGUCACUGCAGGAGACAGGGAUGGAGCAGGAGGAAUGUCCUUCAUCCCAAAGUGAUCCCAGAUCCCUGUGAGGGUGCAAGAAGUCCCAGAGUUGAUGAUCUGUAGGAGUUUUAUGGUUUCUGGUCUGUUGAGGUGAAGCAAAACCAAGCAGAGCCCUGUGAGCAGAGCCCCAUGAGCAAAGCUACUUCCUGCCUGGCUGGAAGAAGGAAGUACCAGGCAUCUCGUGGGAAGCACAGGUUUCCUGACAUUUCCAGCCCAUUUCCAGACCAAAGAGGCUCUGAGAAGCAGCUGAAUGUUUGAUUCCUGCUUUGACUUGAAUCUCAGAGCUUUGGGGUGAUGUUUACACACUACCAGUUGCCUGUUCCCAAAGUCCUGCAGAAACGAGGCCAGUGAUCCCAUUGUCCCAUGGUUUUUGGGGUGGGAGAGGUGGUGCUCAUGGAAGAUGGAGAGUGUUUCCCGAGCAGAUUCCCUUGCUGCUACCACCCAAAAAGUGGGGUGUCUCUCAUUUGACUGUUCCUCAUGACAUCCAUAUAGUUUACACCAAUGAGAACAGCUGGAGAUGGAGCAGUUCUGCAAGCCAGGAUCCAAUCCCUGGGUUUUCUGUGAGCAGUGGGUUGUGGAGCUGCUCUGACAAGGAGCAAAAGCUCCCAGGCAGGCCAGGGGAGGGAGCACAGCCCUGUCCCUGCCUCCAGACAGCCGGAUCCCGAAGGAAAUUAGAUUUCUCCUGCACUGCCAAGAGUUAAGCUAAUUGCAGGCGCCUCUCUCAGAGAUAGACUGUGUCCAAUCUUGGAGCGACUCAUCGGGAGAGAGAAGAAUAGCCCAGUGUGGUGCGUCAGCAAGUGGCCCUGAGUCACUGGCCCUGUGCAUUGUGUCAUGUGUGACACUGAGCAGCGCUGGCGGGCACGGGGUGGCCUCGGUCCCUGCACACAUCCAGAUCCAGCACCUCCCUGAGGGAUGUGUGUCCUUCUCCCUGCCCUGAAGCCCUUGUGUCCUGCUGGUGAUGGAGCGUUAGGCCAGGCUUGGGGGUGGGGAUGGGUGAUGUGGGAUUCCCAGAGGAGCUGUGGAAGCGUCCAAGGCCAGGUUGGACAGGGCUUGGAGCAACCAGUAGGAAGUGUCCCUGCUCAUGGCAGAAUGGGCUUUAAGAUCCCUUCAACCUAAACCAUUCCAUGAUUCCAUGAUUUCCAUAGAGCUGCAGGAGUGAGAUCCAACAACCCAAGUCAUCUUCAGGGGAUGCUGGCAGGGAUUUGCUGGGAUAACCUGGGAGGUGUGAGAAACAGUUUCACUUUCCCUAACACCUGCUGGAGCCUUCCCUCAGGAGGUGUUGCAUCCCAGUGAAUCGGGAAGUGAAGCCAAUUCAGAACUGGACUGGUUUGGGUGGCUACAGUGGAGGUUUGAGCCCCAUCCACCAGGAGUGAGGAGGCCCCCAGGACAGGAGAUCCAUGUGUUUUCCAGGCCACAGCUCCCAAGGGGUGUUCCCAAGAGGAUGAGAUGUCAGGGAGAGCACCCGGGGUGCGGAUCCUCUCUGGGAGCGUGGGAUGGACUUUACCUGCUGCAAGUCGGAGGAAAGUGCUGGGUCUUCCCAGAGCAAGGCUGUAGAAGAUCUUUUCUUUAGUGAGUCUGGGCUGCUGUCAAUAAGUUCUGUGGUUUUAGGGCACCAUAUGCUGCAUUCAACACUUUGCCAGUCUGUUUAAAUGGAUCCAGACGAGGCUGUUCCCAGAGCAGGAGCAGCUGGAAGUGGUGUAUGGAGCAGUCCAUCAUCAGGAGCCCAUUGGACAAAAUUCCUGCUUUUGGUAUGACAUUACAACCUCCUAAUCCUCCAUCCCUGAGUACUCUGUCUUUGCUCUCUGAAAAAACAGCUCAGGAAGCAGACAGUGACAUUGUCUCACUUAACACCACUGCCAUUAUUUUUAUUACAAAGUGGAGGGAAUGGGCCUGGAAAAGGAGUGAAUGUGCUUGGAUAAAGAAGGAAUGUGCCUGGAUAAGGAGGGGAAGGGCUUCCUUACCCUGUGUGUGUGUCCAGGGAUGCUUCACCCCAAGCCCUGUGUCCACCAUUGCCCUUUGAAUUCCCAAAUGCUUUCCACAUUCCCAAAGCCACCUUGGAAAACAUGAGCUCUAAAUGAUUUAUCCUACCAGGAGCUUAAACCCAAGAGACUUUGUCCUUUUCAUCCAAUGAUCUUAUCUCUUCUCCCUAAAGAAGAUGCCCCAUGUUGGGAUUUAUAAGUAAAACUCAACUUUUCCUUCAGUAGACAAACUUCUCUUUGCUCAGAGAAAAUUCCCAGUGGGAAGCAGUGAUUCCUCCCUGGUGAAGGGGUUCCUCAUCCCCAGGGAAGUGAGGGAUGAUGAUGUCUCCACAAACUCCAGGUGUGGGCUGAGAGAAGGAGCAAAAGGACUUGGGUCCAGCGUUAUUCCCGGGUUUUGCACUUUCAUGUAGCUGCCAGUUGUACAAAUUAAUUAAAAAUAACUGAAGAAGAAUCCCAAAGAAAGGCCCCGCUUCCUCUGGGGAACAUUAAUCAUUAGCUGAGUCUUUUUCUUAUGAAAAUACAGAUCCAUGGUAGCCCCAGGCAGAAGAUUCCCAGGGAGAGCCCUCACCAUUCGUGCUCGGAGUUAGGGAAAUCGCUUUGAAAGCAUCUGACAACUAAAGCAGAACAUGUUGAGUAACUUGGCAACACUGGGAAACCAUCUGGAACUGGUUUAUCUUCAACACAUUUUGCUUUGCUUCAAGAGGAGAUGUCAGGGCAGUUCAUUCACUGCCACUCAGGGCCGCGGGCGGGGCCAGGAGACGCUCGGCUGCCGCCUGGAGGAAGGGAAUAAAGGGAAAAUGCCAAAAUCCCAGAUAUCUGCUGCUCCUGGGCAGGACACUGGGAGGCCAGGCCAUGGAGUGUCCCUGUGCUGAGCUCUGCAGGUGCCUCCUGGUCUCUGGUGGCACCAAGCGUGGUGGUUUGGGAUGGUUUGUUGAGGUUGCCUGGAAACGCUGUGGAUGCCCCAUCCCGGGGGUGUCCAAGGCCAGGUUGGAUGGGGUUUGGAGCAACCUGGGAUAGUGGAAUGUCCCUCUAUGGCAGGGGGUGGAACUUGCAUGAUCUUGAAAGUCCCUUCCAACCCAAACCACUCUGGGAUUCCAUGAUUUUCACAGAGCCAAAGGGGGUGAAGUCCCAUAGCCCAGGUUACCCUUAGCUUGUGAUUCAUCCUCAUCCCAUUCCUGCUGCUGUCUGGAAAGGAAUGCCUGUAGGGCUUGGUGGAGACAAUGUCAGGACAGAAACACUCCUGGAUUCUGCCAGAAAGUGAUGGGGCAGUGUACUAGUUUGAAAGCAAACCAGCAGGAGGUUCCAAGUCACAACUCCAAUUUAACAGGAAAAUUAAAGUAAAGGCAGUAGUACAGAAGCACUCUCUUAGACUGGUGGAGUCAGACUACGACCUUACAGCCUGUUGGUCAGGGUGGUGGGAGCAGUCUGAUUAAAUGGGGGCUGUUGGAGUGAUGGAAGUGAUUCUGCCAAAGCAGUGAUGCUGUAGAAAGAUCUGGUCCUUCUCUGUCAGUCCAGUGGUGGUUAUGGAGCUCUUGUCCUCUGGGAAUGCAGUGGUAGUGCUCCCGUGGUGUUCCAGUCCUCAGAUUCUAUCCAGGUAGGAAUGUUUGGUUCCUCCCCUCAAGGUGGGGAAGCUCACAAUGAGAUGAUGUGAUUCUCUGAGUCAUUCUUUGAGACCCUUCCUUAACAUGUGUCACUUGCUCCUCCUCCUCUUCUUCUGGGCAUCUCCCACAGUGGUGCUGGAUGUUGUGGUGGUUGUGGAACCAGCGCUUCUUGCUGUACCCUUUUUAGUGCCAGUCACAAAUCCAAUCUUUGUACCUUCUUUCUUGGCCUUCUUCAAUUUGUCCAUCUCAGUCUUCUGGGCUUUAGCUAGUGCCUCAUAAUAUGAAUCCUCUGACCAGCUAUGAGGAUCAAACAUGUCCUUUGGGCAAUUUGUACCAAUUUCAUCAAUGGAACAAAACUGGAUCAGCUUUUCAUAGACACUGGGGUUGUGAAAUUCCUUUUUGUUCUGGAUGAUGUAGUUCAUAUCUAUGCCCUCUUUCAUUUUCCUCUCGUACGGCUUUUUAAUUUUAUCCUGCAAUUGGUUAGAACAUCUGCCAAGAGGCUCAGGAGGGAUUUUGAUCUUAUCUGAAGACAUGUUCCACACUUUCUGCAAAAGAAGCAACCAGUUCCUGAGGAUCUCUUUCCUCCAUUUCUUGGAAUUCCUUUAGGUCACCAGCCUCGGGUUUUUCAAUCUAUAAAUCAUCAUCUUCUGGCAUCCCGGUGGGUGAAGUCUCCUUCUCCAUACCCAGCUGACACCCGGCCUCCCUUUUCCCCGUGGGCUUUACCCCGUCACUCCCCUCUGUGCCGGCCUCUCCAUCCCACUGCAGGUCCGAGUCCUCACCGUGAGCCUCCAGCAAGGAGAGAGCACUGUGCUUCACCACCACCAUCCUCCAGGGGUGCCCCACUCUGGGCACCAGAAGUGUUCCAGCUUGAGAGCGAACCAGCAGGAGAUUCCAAGUCACAACUACAAUUAAUUAGGAAAAUUCAAGUAAAGGCAGUAGUACAGAAGCACUGGCUUAGACUGACAGAGUCAGAGUACGACCUGACAGCCUGUUGGUCAGGGUGGUGGGAGCAGUCUGAUUAAAUGGGGGCUGUUGGAGUGAUGGAUGUGGUUCUGUUGAAGUGAUGAUCCUCUAGAAAGAUCUGGUCCUUCUUUGUCAGUCCCGUGGUGGUUAUGGAGCUCUUCUCCUCUGGGAAUGCAGUGGUAGUGCUCCCGUGGUGCUCCAGGCCUCAGAUUCUAUCCAGGUAGGAAUGUUUGGUUCCUCCCCCUGGGUGGAGCAUCUCACAGUGGGAUGGUGUGAUUCUGUGAGUGGAACCCUGAUGACCCAUUAGUGGAGAUGGCUUCCCACAGAGUGGCCAGAAGAUAAAGAACACUGCCCCACCUAUCUUUUGGUACAUCUUACAUUGUAACCCAGGACAGGCAGGGAAUUCUGUGAAUCAGCUUUUCAUGCUUCCCUGGGGCUUCCAUCUCUCUUAAAUAAGGCUGGAAAAGUUGGGAAGGGCCAUGUCAGGUGUUCAGGUUGGCUGUUAAAGAUCUCCUUCAGCCCAAAAGUUAGCUCAUGGGCAUCCCAGCUGGAGGUACCACCAUCACACCAGCCCCAAAUCAUCCCUUCUGCCACAAAGGGAGCCUGCUCGGAGCUCCUGCAUCACAGCAGCCCUGGAGCUGCACAGCUCCCACCACAAGUCCAUUUUACCCCAGGAAUGGAAGGACUUUAGCAGCUCUUUUUGGGUGUUCUUGGUCCAGGUGGCUCUUUGGGUGACCUCCCAGCCCUGCAUGUCUCUGUGAGGAGGGAGGAAGGGAGCAAAUUGGUGGGGGAUGGACCAU